Messenger RNA from Chaetomium fimeti, 2300 nucleotides. RefSeq names its product major facilitator superfamily domain-containing protein. Gene Ontology annotation, molecular function: transmembrane transporter activity. Gene Ontology annotation, biological process: transmembrane transport. The transcript has 3 exons. Bases 315 to 1976 code for a protein of 553 amino acids. Gene Ontology annotation, cellular component: fungal-type vacuole membrane. NCBI's taxonomy places the organism in Eukaryota, Fungi, Ascomycota, Sordariomycetes, Sordariales, Chaetomiaceae. The record is from RefSeq and is a predicted model, not a curated record.
CCCCGAAGCUGGUUCCUUCGUCCCUCUUACCAUCCUCCCUCACGAUGAAAUCGCCAUCACAGAGCUGCAGAUAACAUACUCUCCAUCUCCGUACCGCUCCAACGCACGGUACCGCGACAGUCCUGUCGCACAACGCUCAAUCCCCCGCCGGGAUGCCUCAAUACGGUUGAAGCUGAUCCAUUGAUAACUUUAUCGUGAUACUUGACCGUGAUACGAAUACAUACGCAGUACUUCUAUCGCGAUAACUCGAACCCGUGAUAUCCCACAGCAUUCAUUCACAGCUUUCUCCGUCAACUCUUCCCAAAUCAAACACGAUGAGGGACGCAAAUCUGCACCGCGCCCGUCUGGUUUCCAGCGUGGCCGCCGUCAUGAUUUCGCUGGCAUGCGGCACCAACUAUGUCUACUCGGCCUGGGCGCCCCAAUUCGCUGACAAGCUGCACCUCACCACUACCCAAAUCAACCUCAUCGGCCUAGCCGGCAACAUGGGCAUGUACUCCCUGGGUGUCCCCGUCGGCCUGUUCGUCGACCACCGCGGUCCCCGCCCUGCCGUUAUCGCUGGCGCCCUGUGCCUCGGCAUCGGUUACGUUCCCUUCCGCGCGGCCUGGGAGACCGCAUCCGGCUCCGUACCGGCUCUAUGCGUUUUUGCCUUCAUGACCGGUCUGGGAGGUUGCAUGGCAUUUGCUGCCGCCGUCAAGACGUCCGCCCUGAACUGGCCGCACCAUCGAGGCACCGCAACCGCUUUCCCCCUGGCCGCCUUCGGCCUCAGCGCCUUCUUCUUCUCCCUCUGCGGUGGCAUCUUAUUCCCCGGGGACACCAGCGCCUUCCUCACGCUCCUAGCUGCGGGCACCUUCACUCUGAUCUUUGUUGGUUUCUUCUUCCUCAAGGUUUACCCGCACACCUCCUACCAGAGCCUCCCGAGCACCUCUGGCUUGUCCGACUCGCAGCAGUUGCACCGCACGCCUUCUGAGGAGGCCAAAGCCGCACGUCGCCAUCACGGCAGGAAACGUUCCCUCGACGCAGACCCUGGUACGUCGCCCACCACCUACACGACUCCCGUCGCCACGGCCGGAUCCUCCCAGGAAUCCCUCGCUCCCGCGCGCGACCCGGUUGACGUCGAGGCGGCCCUCCCUCAACCUCCCGACGGCCGGUCUCAGGGGGAUGACGUGGACGAGACGUCAUCCCUCAUGUCCAAGUCGUCGACAUCGUCGGUGGCCGGCGAGGUCCUUGUCCAGAACAGUGUUGAUUUAGAUCGCUCCCGUCGUGUAGAUAUCCGUGGCUGGCGCCUGAUGCGCAGCAUCGACUUCUGGCAGCUGUUUACCAUCAUGGGCAUUCUGGCGGGCAUUGGCCUGAUGACCAUCAACAAUAUCGGCCAAGACGUCAAGGCGCUCUGGAAGCUCUACGACGACUCGGUCGACGAGGCCUUCCUCGUCCAUCGUCAGCAGAUGCACGUCUCCAUUCUGUCGGUUGGCAGUUUCUGUGGCAGACUGCUCAGCGGCGUUGGAUCCGAUUUCCUGGUCAAGUCUCUCCACGCCAACCGCGCAUGGUGCCUCGUCAUUGCCUGCUUCGUGUUCUGCAUUGCCCAGGUCUGCGCCAUCAACGUCUCGAACCCGAACUUCCUGGGCUUCGUCUCGGGCCUCUCGGGUCUGGGCUACGGCUUCUUAUUUGGCGUAUUCCCCUCCAUCGUCGCCGAGUCGUUCGGCAUCCACGGUUUGAGCCAGAACUGGGGGUUCAUGACGCUGAGCCCCGUCAUCUCGGGCAACAUCUUCAACCUAUUCUACGGCAUCGUCUUCGAUAGCCACAGCGUGAUCGGGCCGGACGGCGAGCGGUAUUGUCCCAAUGGAGUGGAGUGCUACAGGAAUGCGUACCUUGUCACCCUAGCCGCGUGCGGGGUGGGCAUUGUUGUGACGCUUAUGACCAUUCGGCGUCAGCACCAGGAACGGAUGAAGGAGGAAGGCAAGGGGGCUGCUGAGGAUUAGAUUCCUCGCCGGCGAGACAAAAUCCUCAGGUGGCGCUUGAAGCUGUAUCAAGGAUCCUUCAAUGAAGUUAGAAUAUGUUUGGGCGGGUCUACACAGGAGGGGACUAGAUUUCAUUUCAUGGAGCGAUAGAUGGAAGGCCGGCUGGGCAGCGGCUUUGGGCACAUGAUGGUAUUGUAGCAGCAUUGGCGUUUGGAGCACUUAGACGAGGCCGGGCGACAAGCACCACUAGAGUUUGGGAUUCGGCAGUGGUGAUACAAGGAAAUCGGGACAAGGUAUCAAAUAUUCGAGCUACCUAAUACUUGAUAUAGACCAUUCGAAUCUCAA